Molecule: messenger RNA, 2037 nt
Organism: Coccidioides posadasii C735 delta SOWgp
Lineage: Eukaryota; Fungi; Ascomycota; Eurotiomycetes; Onygenales; Onygenaceae
Product: Phosphotransferase enzyme
Cellular component (GO): mitochondrion
Source: RefSeq, a predicted model, not a curated record
CGGCGGCAAUGAAAACAUCAACUUUUGGCGGUGCAGGUUUUGGCGCUGAGGAGUCUGAUAUUUGAAGAUGCGCCUGAUUUGAAAUCAGUGCUCAAAAUGCUGGCGAGGCUUGGACCAGCGAUGCUUCGUUCUCUUCACCCCCGACGUCGCCUACCACUCUUUUCCCUUGCGCAGUUCGCGAAAACAAACCCGGCAUUGCGCAGCAUGGCACGGCUCCCUGGUCGAACGGCCUCCAUGAACCAUUCCUUUGUUAAACUGCACUCCACGAUGAGUGAAAAGAGCCGAAGUCCUCCGUUCCACAAUCGAGAAAUGUUUGCCUAUACUUCCGGUCGCUAUCUUUACAAUGAGAAACGUCGAAUGGCUGAACGAUAUGUUGAGUUCAACAUUGACGCGCUUCAGAAGGUUGCGGCUCAGAGCGUUAACCGGGAAAGCGUUGCGCAUAUGCGGAAACUUGCAGAAGGCGGCUUCAACAGAGUCUUACUGUUGACCAUGAACGAUGGUCUUGAGGUCAUCGUCAAGAUCCCGUACUCUAUUGCAGAGCCGAAGAAACUUGCAACGGAGAGUGAAGUUGCAACACUAGACUUUCUACGUUCGAAAGGGAUACCUGUGCCCAGAGUUUACGCUUAUUCCUCUGAAACAAAUAACGAAGUCGGGAGCGAAUAUAUUAUUAUGGAGAAGGCCGCUGGUCAGCCUUUGGAAGCACGCUGGUUCAACCUUACAACCAAGGAACAAACCCACCUGGUAACAAGUUACGUGGAUAUUGAACGGAAGCUAUUUUCCAUUCCUUUUAGCUGUUACGGCAGCAUCUACUACAAGAGAGCUUUGCCUCGGGAACAACAGGCAGAUCUUUAUGCACCAGGCACUGAGGACAACGAUGGUGAUGCUAGCCGAUUUUGCAUUGGUCCCACGGCAGAUUAUAUGUAUUGGCGCGGAAAACGAGCACAGCUUGAGAUAAGCCGGGGCCCUUGGAAGGAUCAUCGCGACUACCUUCGCUCCACCGGUUUGAAGGAAAGAGACUUGACGAUGAAAUUUGGAAAACCGAAAAUCAACGAAUUUCCUCACAACACUGUCUUGAAAGGGGAAAUUCCCCCAAACAAGUAUGUCGAUUUGCUCAACAAGUAUUUGACCAUCUCCCAAUACCUCUUGCCAGAAGAUGGUGCACACGUCGUGAAUCGCCCUAUAUUGCGUCAUCCGGAUUUGAAUCCGACCAACAUCUAUGUGACCGGAACAUGCGACGUAUCAUGUAUCCUGGAUUGGCAACACACGACCAUCCUUCCUCUGUUGAUGGCGGCUGGAAACCCACCAGCGUUCGAAAACCCGGACCCAGAGCCACCGAAGGAUUACUCCAAGCCCUUGCUUCCGGAAGACUACGAGUCUCUCGACGCUGAAGCGAAAUCCCAAGCUGACGAACUUCAUCGAAGGCGAAUGCUCUUCUAUCUGUACAUGAUCUUCAAUGGAAAGGACAACAAGCCACACCUUAACGCCAUGCGAUAUCCAGGAAUGAUGCUUAUUCAACACCUCGUGGAUCGGGCAGGGCGUCCUUGGACUGGGAACAUCGUGACGCUCAAGGGCGCUCUUAUCAGAGUAAUCAAUCACUGGCCUGUCCUGAUGUCGACUCGAACGCAGAGACAUCCCUGCCCCAUCCAGUUUGACACCAAAGAUGAAGAGGAAUUCUAUGAUCUUGAGGAAAAGUGGUUCAAAUUCAAUAUGCUUGUGGAAUACUGGCGGUCGCUGCUGGAUGAUGUUGGUCAGGAUGGAUGGGUUAGGAAUGAUUCAUUCGAGAAAGUUGUUGAGGCUAAUCAACAGCUGAGGAAACAGUGGAUUGAUGAGGCCGAAGAUGAAGAGGACCUUGCUUGUGUUGAGAGUGGUUGGCCAUUUCAGGAUCAUGAGGAGGAUGAUUAGCUGCUACUAUCAGUAGCUUACUCCAUUCAUGUUAACGAUGAAAUGGGAUGCCGUCGAAAAUAGGCCGGGAGUGGUUCUGCAGCCAUCACAGCUUUAUCCAAAGGCUUAUGCAUGUACGACAACAAUAUAUGUCCU